Paralichthys olivaceus (Japanese flounder) is the source of this 1555-nucleotide messenger RNA. It is a transcript of the gene atg4b, whose product is annotated as autophagy related 4B, cysteine peptidase. The record is from RefSeq and is a predicted model, not a curated record. Gene Ontology annotation, molecular function: protein-phosphatidylethanolamide deconjugating activity. Lineage: Eukaryota; Metazoa; Chordata; Actinopteri; Pleuronectiformes; Paralichthyidae.
CCUCUUCCUGACUUCCUCAGCGGUACUCUCCUCCCAUUGGUCCAGCGUGUCGAGGAGCAGAAAACAACAAACAAGUUAGGGUGACGACCGUCGGGAUGGAUGCAGCAACCUUGACAUAUGACACACUUCGCUUUGGAGAGUUUGAAGAUUUUCCUGAGACCUCAGAGCCUGUGUGGAUCUUGGGCAAAGAAUACAAUGCACUCACAGAGAAAGAUGAGAUUUUAUCAGAUGUCACUUCACGACUGUGGUUCACAUACAGAAAAAACUUCCCGCCGAUUGGUGGGACAGGACCGACGUCAGAUACAGGAUGGGGGUGUAUGUUACGAUGCGGCCAGAUGAUCCUCGGCGAGGCCUUGUUAUGCAGACAUUUAGGCAGAAACUGGAGAUGGACCAGAGAUGAGAAACAAAGAGAAGAGUACAUCAGUAUUCUCAAUGCCUUCAUUGACAAAAAGGACAGCUAUUAUUCCAUCCAUCAAAUUGCCCAAAUGGGGGUUGGAGAGGGGAAGCCAAUAGGCCAGUGGUAUGGACCAAACACAGUCGCCCAGGUUCUAAAGAAACUGGCAGUGUUUGAUACAUGGAGCAGAUUAGUUGUACACGUGGCGAUGGACAACACUGUGGUCAUCGAGGAGAUCAAGCGGCUCUGUAUGCCCUGGUUGGAUGCGGCGGCCUGUGGAGAGGCCGAGGCAGUGGGGGAUCUGAAUGGCUGCCUCGAGGGUGCGUGUGCGCUGGCUGAGGAGGAAACGGCUCUGUGGAGACCCCUGGUCCUGCUCAUCCCCCUCAGGCUGGGCCUGAGUGAUAUAAACGAGGCCUAUAUUGAAACCCUUAAGCAAUGCUUCAUGCUGCCUCAGUCCCUGGGUGUUAUUGGGGGGAAACCCAAUAGUGCCCAUUACUUCAUUGGUUAUGUCGGAGAAGAACUCAUCUACUUAGACCCACACACCACACAGCCUGCAGUGGAGCCGUGUGAAGACAGCCAGGUCCCCGAUGAGACGUACCAUUGUCAGCACCCACCCUGCCGCAUGCACAUCUGUGAACUGGACCCAUCCAUUGCAGCGGGUUUCUUCUGCAGAACAGAGGACGAGUUUGAUGACUGGUGUAUGCGCAUAAGAAGGCUGUCCUGCAGAAGAGGGGGCCUGCCCAUGUUUGAACUCGUAGACAGUCAGCCCUGUCACAUGGUCAGUGUGGAUGCUCUUAACCUCACUCCUGACGCUCCCUUCACAGAUUUCUCAGACUCGGACAGGUUGGAGCGGUUCUUUGACUCAGAAGACGAAGAGUUUGAGAUCCUUUCCCUGUGAGGAACACUCGAACAAUGAUGAACUGUUCUUGACAGUAGGCGAGAGAUUCCCUCUUCUCUGUAUCAGAAGGAAAAGCCUGAGGGGAGGAACAUUAUUUGGAGACCUCUUGAGCCAGUCCAGCUCCAAUGGUGUAGUCAGUCUCCAACCUCUGAUUACACUCUGUAUCCAACAUCGAGACUGCCUGGUGGAAGCUGUAGCAGGAGCUCAGGACAAAUUCUGUAUGCACAUCUUCACAUACACGUGUUUGCAUUGAGUCUUAACAC